UACAUAAGGCAAUACUGAUUAUGAGCAGGGUUCAUGAGAGAACAGGCGCAGUAACAGACAAACACCAAGAACACUGAGGAAGACAAGCAGGAAGAAGAGGGGGCAAUCGUAUCCAGAUAUGGGGGUAAAUGGAUCCAAGAACCACAAACAGAGGCAGGUAGUGAUGCUGGGUCUGGACGGAGCUGGAAAAACCUCCCUUCUGUACAAACUGAUGUUCAACGAGUAUGUGGUGACGGUGCCAACGGUAGGCUUCAACGUGGAGACACUGAAGACGGACAGGAGCACCCCCAGCCUGACUGUGUGGGACGUGGGGGGGCAGAAGAAGAUGAGGCCUCACUGGAAGCAUCACUACACUGAUACAGCUGGACUGGUGUUCGUGGUGGACAGCUGUGACCAGAAUCGAAUGGAAGAGGCUCGCAAGGAACUCCACCGGGUUCUGAGAUAUGAAAGCCUCAGAGGAGUUCCUCUGGUUGUUCUUGCCAAUAAGCAGGACCUGCCAGAAGCUCUGGGCAUAGAAGAGCUUUGUCUAAUAUUGGAUUUAAGGAGAUCGUGCGAGGGCAGAGCCUGGUUCAUCCUGCCCUGUUCAGCCAUCACAGGUGUGGGACUAAAAGAAGGCUUCAAGAAGAUAGUCUAUCUGAUGAAGACCCCACUGAAACAGACUCAGGAGGACUUCAAAGUGAAAAUGAAUUCAAAGGGCGUCAGUUGGACAGCUUUGAAAGAAGUGAUCCACAGAUGAUGAUGAAGAAAAUGUUUUUCUUCCCAGUGCCCUCUGAGUCUCCAGUAAACAACCGCUUGGUGAUAUCUGAGACAGAUUAGAGGAACAGUUAGUGAGAAGUGUAAAAUAGGAUCAGGCCGUGAUACAACAUGUCAAGUCUCUUCUCUUAAACCAGACACAAGUUAUUAAAAAAAGCUCAAACUUGAGUGAUUGACUUAUCAUCCACCAGGGAGGUUCUGUCUUUAAAGUGUGUGAUGGAUCAAAUUAUGAACAUGAUGACAAAGGUAAAACUUUUAGUCUUAGUUUUAGAACCAUCCUCGGUUAGAUAAACUACUGUAGUGUGGUUUUAUCUGGAAAAGUCAUGAGUAAAUGACCAAAUGACCAACAAAUUUGUAUAAAAGUUCAGUUUGCAGGAAAGUGACUGAUACACUUUUUUGCACAUGGAAAAUACAUUUAUUUUUUUCACAUGUGCACAAUUUCUUUGUUUUUUUAUGUUUUUAUUUAUUUGUAUUUGUUGUUGUUUAGAGGCUGAAUGUCUUGUUCAUGGCAUGCUUUUUAUUUCUUUAUUUGGAGACUGGCAGCAAAUGGUUUCUAUGACAACAGACUUUGCUUUGCAAUGACAUGCAAAAAUUGCACAUCAAGAAAAUAAACUGUACAUUAUUCCUUAA
Messenger RNA from Cynoglossus semilaevis (tongue sole), 1383 nucleotides. Its product is annotated as ADP-ribosylation factor-like protein 14. Gene Ontology annotation, molecular function: GTP binding; GTPase activity. The coding region runs from base 119 to 736 and encodes 205 amino acids. Lineage: Eukaryota; Metazoa; Chordata; Actinopteri; Pleuronectiformes; Cynoglossidae. The record is from RefSeq and is a predicted model, not a curated record. The transcript is spliced from 2 exons.